GUUGCGGGGUUUGUGCGUUUGUCUCGCAUGAUGUUCGAUUGACCGGAUUCAUACAUUGAUGCCUUCUGCUCCCGCAUCACCAAUGGUAGGGACGAAGGGAUCCACAAGCGGCUCUAGAACCAGCGGCACAAAGACGCUAGCUGACUCUGGCCGCUCCCAGAUAGAGCCGCUGAAAGUGAAACUGGGUGAUACCUUCACAGCUCAGAAGCCCGCCUUUGGGGGGAGGUCCUUCUCUGGUCUUCCUGAGUUUGCAGCGCAGGAAGCUGGAUGGAACGACCGGCACCAUGUCUUGCACGCUGCUGCAAACGACAAGUUCCAUGAAUCCGACAAGGAGUACUUCUCCAUUUUUUUGGAACCGCGCGACAAGCGAGUAGUGCCGAAGAGACAGAACGGCAUCACCAGGCAUUUCUUUCCUUACAGGCUUCCUGGAGAGCCAGACGGCCGGGGACUGGACUUAAAGUCAGAGUCAAUGUGUUGAGUGGUAGAAUGUGAAGUACAGGUUGGGGUGGCUAGGAGCGCUAGGAAGCCGAUUUUUCAGACAUCGCGGCCUCAAUACUUUCAGAAACAGAGCUCAGUCAGUAGCCUGACUCAAUAGCGCUCAAUAGGUUGUUCGGUCCGGAAGACAAUCCACUAAAGAGCUAGUAAGUCAGAAGCCCCAUACCCAUACGUAUCUGGCUUGCAUUGCGUUACCUUAUGCCUUACCCAACACCAAUCCUGUGAUUGCCAUUGUCAGCCGAAUUUGAUCGAAGUAUAUCAUUGGUACGACAUGCAGCUGUGUUCAGGCUGUCGAAGCAGGCAGGACUAAGACUUUGGAAGUUUGUGGACGGUUUGCAGCCUGUGCGGAAGCUGAGGUAGAGAUGACCCAGAGACGCCAGCUGAGAUGAUGUUGAAGGCAGAUGACACAGUUCGAGUGCCAGAAGUGCCAGGCAGUCUCCUUUUGCAGCUCGCAUCGUCCAUGUGAGCGAAAGCGGACUGCAAUGAUUACCUGAUUACCGAUUGCACGAGCAGUCGGACUGCGAUUUGAUUUCUUUCAAGAAGAGGUCAAGUCUCAGAGCGGCUCUCGAUUCUGGUCCAACUUUGCAGCUGCAAC
Molecule: messenger RNA, 1090 nt
Organism: Durusdinium trenchii
Lineage: Eukaryota; Dinophyceae; Suessiales; Symbiodiniaceae
Source: the annotation of a GenBank genome assembly